AUGACCUUCAUGCCCUCACCUGUGGCUAGCAAGGGGACAAAGGCCCUCGCCCAAACUAGUUUGAGGCCAGUAACCUCGCUGAUGUCGGCGAAAGGGCUAAGGCCUGUCUGCCGGGAAUGGCGCAACAUCAUCGACGACCCAGGCUUUGCCGAGGUGCAUGCCACGAGCGGCAUUGGAGGCCCCCGGAUCCUGCUGCUCCUGCGGCCGCCGUUGCGUAGGCUUGCCGGCUGGAUGGAUCCCCGGUUCGCAGCCCCAUUCAUAAUGAGUGAUGAGCUCCUAGUGACCUCACUCCCCGAACCAGUCGCGAGCUCGUGGCUCUACGGAGAGGGAGUUUCGUGCCACGGGUUGCUUUGCUUUGACGACCGCCGCGAUGGCGGCGCGACCCAUCUCCUCAACCCUCUGACACGAGAAAUCGCCUCAGUGGCGGGGCCGAGCGUCGCGCCGCGCAAGCGUGGACACCGGCAACACAAGCACCAAGCGAUCCGCGGGACAAGGGCAGAGGUCCUCGAUCAGGGCUCGAGGUCGUGGAGGGACAUAGCGAGCGUCCCUCCCAGGCUCUUCCUCGGAGUCCCAGUGUACGCUGCCGGAUCGUUCCACUUCAAUUUCGUCGGCAGCGGCGCAGACAACCGUGUCAAAAAGAUCUUGUCCUUCGACCUCGCGAAGGAGGAGUUCGCGCCGACUCCAUGCCCGGAGUUCCAGAACGCCCACCUGAUUGUCCUCCGGGGAAAGCUGGGGCUCGUCGACCUCUCACAGAACGAGAGCAUAGACGUGUGGGUGAUGGAGGAGGAGGGCGGCGGGCGGUGGGCAAAGGAGUACAGCAUCCCGCUGAGGGUGCCGCGAGUGUUGAAUACUAGUAACCGGUCCGUAGAGUUUCUGGGCUGCGGCGGCCAGAAGAUAAUGCUCAGGUUCAAGGGAAGCAUCUUGAGCUACGAUCCAGCGACUGGCAAGGUGAAGUAUGCGCAGAGAGGUGGCGCAUCGCUGGCCAGAGCGAUGGGCAGCAUCACUGUAAGCUUGCUGUCGCCGGCCAAAUUGUGGAAUAUGGACAAGGUCGUCCUGCCUUUAACCGCGGUUAUGAAAAUGGGGAAGGGCGGAUUGAGUUUAGGCGAAGAAGAGACUUGA
Eucalyptus grandis is the source of this 1119-nucleotide messenger RNA. Its product is annotated as putative F-box protein At4g38870. NCBI's taxonomy places the organism in Eukaryota, Viridiplantae, Streptophyta, Magnoliopsida, Myrtales, Myrtaceae. The transcript has 3 exons. The record is from RefSeq and is a predicted model, not a curated record. Bases 1 to 1119 code for a protein of 372 amino acids.